This is a messenger RNA of Cannabis sativa, 3492 nucleotides long. RefSeq lists its product as uncharacterized. The transcript is spliced from 5 exons. The coding region runs from base 1 to 3492 and encodes 1163 amino acids. Gene Ontology annotation, molecular function: RNA-DNA hybrid ribonuclease activity; nucleic acid binding. The record is from RefSeq and is a predicted model, not a curated record. NCBI's taxonomy places the organism in Eukaryota, Viridiplantae, Streptophyta, Magnoliopsida, Rosales, Cannabaceae.
AUGAAAGAUUUUCGCCCAAUUAGUUUGUGCAAUGUUGUCUACAAACUAAUCUCUAAGUCUUUGGUGAUUCGGUUUAAAACUAUUCUUCCUCAUGUUAUCUCAGAAACUCAAAGCGCCUUUUUGCCUAAUAGGCUCAUUACUGAUAACAUUUUGGUAGCCUUUGAAUUGGUUCAUUGCCUCAAGCACAAAACUAGGGGUAGGAAAGGUUUUUCAGCGCUCAAACUGGACAUGAGCAAGGCUUUUGAUCGAGUGGAGUGGUCAUUCAUAGCGGCUGUUAUGGGAAAAAUGGGGUUCAGUCUUCGUUGGGUGGCUCUUAUCAUUAAUUGCCUACAAACUACUCAACUAUCUUUCAUUGUCAAUGGUGCCAUUUCAGGCAAUGUGAAACCUCAACGGGGUCUCAGGCAAGGAGAUCCACUAUCUCCUUAUCUAUUCUUGAUUUGUUCUGAAGGAUUGUCUCGAUUGCUACAAUAUGAAGAGUCUAUUGGCUGCUUAAAAGGUUUAGCUAUCUCAAGACACUCGCCGUCCAUUUCUCACUUGCUCUUUGCUGACGAUAGUUUGUUGUUUUGUGAGGCGGAUGAUAGAUCUUGUGGUGCAAUCAAAAGAGUUUUGGACACUUAUCACAAAGCUUCUGGUCAACAAUUGAAUACUGAUAAGUCUGUCAUGUCCUUUUCACCUAAUACCACUGAGGCUGCAAAACACUCUUUCCGAAACAUUCUAGGCAUGCCUAUAUGCGAUUGUCAUGAGUCAUACCUUGGUUUACCAGCUUAUUCUGAGCGUGAUAAGAAGAACAUGUUCAAUCACAUAAAAGAGCGUAUUUGGAAAUUAUUACAUGCUUGGACUGAUAAGAUCUUCUCUGUUGGUGGUAAGGAGGUUCUACUUAAGGCUGUCAUUCAAUCAAUUCCCACAUAUGCAAUGAGUUGCUUCAAACUUCCUGUUAAAUUUUGUCGAGAAAUUGAGAGUAUGAUGUCAAAUUACUGGUGGGGCACGACUACAGAUAAGAAGAAGAUUCAUUGGAAACAAUGGAAAUUUCUGUGCCAUUCUAAAAUGGAAGGUGGCUUAGGAUUUCGUAAUUUUAUCCAUUUCAAUCAAGCUGUUCUAGCAAAGCAAGCUUGGAGGUUAUUCCAAAAUCAUAACUCUCUGCUAUUCCGUGUUCUUAAAGGUCGAUACUUUCCCAGGAAUGAUUUUCUCUCUGCUGCAACUGGUGGUGCCUCUUCUCUCACCUGGCAAGGGAUCUGCUGGGGCAGAGAAUUACUGAAAAAAGGAAUUAGGAAGAAAGUUGGGAAUGGUUUUAGUAUCAGCUGUGCAAAUGAUCCUUGGAUCCCUGGCAAUUUGAUUUUCACUCCCAUAUUUUAUUCUGGUAUUCCAAAUAGUGUUGUUGCAGACUACAUUACACCAGAUCGUGAGUGGAAUUUUAGUAAAUUAUCAGCUGACUUUUCAUCGGUUGAUGUUGGAAGGAUCUUAUCUCUGCCUUUAUCCAAUAAUGCAAGCCCAGACUAUUGGAUUUGGCAUGGUACGGGGGGUGAGUAUGAAGUUAAAUCAUGUUAUUUCUUUGCUUGUUCCUCUUCUGCUGAUACUUAUGAGUCGGUCUCCAACCCAAACACUGCAUGGUGGAAGUCCUUUUGGCAGCUCAAACUACCCCCUAAAGUGAAAAUUUUUUCUUGGAAAGCUAUACAUAAUGCAUUGCCGGUUGCUGCUGAACUUUUUAAGAAAAAAUCUCUCACUUCAGCUUCGUGUAGUUUGUGCCUUAAUGCUUGGGAAUCGGUGGGACAUGCAUUGUUUUCGUGUAAACAUGCUAGACAUGUUUGGAAAAUUGCUGGUUUUACAUUUAAUAACAAGGCUGCUGUUUCCAUGAACAUAGAAGACUUUUUGUUUCAAAUUUCAGAGAGUUAUACCAAAUCUGAGUUGGAAACGAUCUUUUGCACAAUGUGGUCUAUUUGGUCUGAUCGAAACAAUGUCAUUCAUGGUAAAUCCCCUCAACAGCCGACUGUUAUUUCUGCAAAGGCUCAGAAUUUUCUAAACAAUUAUAAGUCUACACAGCAGUUAUCUCUUCCUGCUGGUUUGUCACCGCCUGCUACACCAUCCAUUUCGAAAGCUUGGUCGCCUCCUCCUCCCACCUGCCUGAAAUUGAAUGUUGACGCCGCCUUUGAUGAAGCUUGUAAUAAAAUUGGUUUUGGUGCUAUAAUCAGGGAUUCAAAUGGCAAUAUCACGGCUGGAAUGUCUCACCCAAUUAAUGGCUGCUGUCUACCACAAGAGAUGGAAGCUAAGGGACUUUUUUAUAGUCUCAAAUGGGCAAGACAACUCAAUUUUAAGGUGGAUAUGGUAGAAACGGAUUCUUUAAUCCUUGCCAAUGCUCUUCGCAAAUCAACAUCAAAUCGUUCAUCUUUUCAAGAUUUAAUAUUUGCUGUUCAAACUGAAUUAUCCUAUCUCCCUACAGUUUGUGUUAAUCAUGUUUAUCGUGAUGGUAACCAAGCCGCUCACGGUUUGGCUAAACAAGCUCUAGUGUUGGAUAAUGUUUGUACAUGGCUUGAGGACUUUCCCUCAAAUUCUAUUCGGCUGGGUGGGAGAAGCCGGGAUUGCUUGAGUUUGUUGACAGAAGUGAGGAAAAGGUUUGAGGAAUUAGGAGGCAUCAAUGAUCUUCCAGGGUCUGAUGCUCCCCAUAAAACUGUCCACUUGGUGCAGAGAGCCCCCUUCAAUUCAAACUUUCUUGUCUUGGAUGGAUCCUUCAAAGAUGGGAAAUGCGGUUUGGCCGCUGUCGGUUUUGACAGGAAUUCAUCUACUUGGAUCUCAAUAUGUAAGAGCUCUGAAGGCUACUCGGCUCUUUAUUCUGAACUUCAAGCCAUCUACAUGGCUCUACAGUGGGCCAUUGAGCAGCGUUGGACGUCCAUCUUCCUUUUCUCGGAUUGCUUGGUGGUUGUCAACGCGUUAAAUAGACAGAGUGUUCCGGAUUGGAAGACCGCAGGUGUUUUCUUUAAGAUACUGAAGUUGGUUAAGUCUUUUGAAUAUUGUAAUUUUGCUUUUGCUAACCGUGAUUUUAUCUCGGGAGUCAAUGAUCUAGCUUCCCAAACUAGACUUGGCAACAUCAUGGACUAUGUUUGUGUAGGGGAAGGAUUGCCCCCUGUCAAUCCUAUUUUGCUUGGUGUGUGUUCAUGCUUAAAACCUUGCCAUGCUAGGCAAUGGAAUCCAAAUAUCCCAACGUGGACAAAAAACAAUUAUCACAAAAUAGCACCAAUUGAAAAGCUUAGUGGUACUAUUACUGGAAACGCUGCCGUUUUCAAUGUCUUGAGCUAUGGAGCCAAAGGUGAUGGACGAGCUGAUGACACAAAGAAUCAUGACCCAGAGGCCGACCUCUACCAGGACGCUUUGAUAUUUUCUCUGAUUCAAAAAAGCUCUAACUAUGAUGAUUACGAAGAUGAUGAUCAUGAUCUGACGGCAGAGAAUUCGUCUGACCUUCUAGCGGAGAUGGGGGCCAAUGGAGACGUGAAUGGAGACUAA